CUCCUUCUCCCUUUCUUCUCAGUCGACCGUUUAAACGUCGCCGUCGCCCCCCAUUUCCAUGGCACCAAAUUUGAAUCCUUCACCAUAUAUACGUAUCCGUUGCGUUUCAUUUCACCAACCGUUCGGUUUUCUUCUUCCUCUUCAUCUUUAAGAUUUUGAUUUCUUGAUUUCAGUUCACUGUUCAAACCUAAUUUAGCAAAUCCUGUUCGAUUCAUUUUGAGAGAGAGAGAGAGAGAGUAAAAUGGUAGGUGCUUCUCUGUCGGGAUUGCAAGAUCAUGUGAAGUUAGCGAGAGAGUACGCAGUGGAAGGACUCUACGACACUGCUGUUAUCUUCUUCGAUGGAGCAAUUGCUCAGAUCAACAAGCAUUUGAAUACGGUUGAUGAUCCAUUGCUUCGUUCAAAAUGGAUUAAUGUAAAAAAAGCCAUAUCAGAAGAAACAGAGGUAGUGAAACAGUUAGAUGCUGAGAAAAGGUCAUUUAAGGAAGUUCAUGUCGGUAGACGGCCUAAUUCUCCUCCUAUUUCGACCAAAUCCUCGUUUGUUUUCCAACCGCUGGAUGAGUAUCCUACGUCUUCUGGUGCCCCUAUGGAUGACCCUGAUGUGUGGAGGCCGCCUAGUCGAGAUGCUACAGGUAGGAGACCUACAAGAAGCGGUCAAGUGGGAAUGGGGAAGUCACCACAAGAUGGAGCUUGGGCUCGUGGGGGUUCAGCAAAAGCAGCUCCACGCGGAGGUAGGACAGGUGCUUCUAGUAAGGUCAACACAGGAGUCCGAGCAUCAAGUACUGGAAAGAAAGGCUCUGUCAAGUCUAUCUCUGGGAAAUCAGAUUCCAUAAAUGGGGAUGCUGAAGAGGGAAAACCCAAAAAAGUACAGUAUGAAGGGCCUGAUGCCGACUUGGCAGCUAUGCUUGAAAGGGAUGUCUUGGAUUCCAGUCCUGGCGUUAGAUGGGAUGAUGUGGCUGGUCUAAGCGAAGCAAAAAGACUUCUAGAGGAAGCUGUGGUGCUUCCCCUGUGGAUGCCGGAAUAUUUCCAGGGAAUCCGCAGGCCGUGGAAAGGUGUCCUCAUGUUUGGCCCCCCAGGUACUGGAAAAACUCUUCUUGCAAAAGCAGUCGCAACUGAGUGCGGGACAACUUUUUUCAAUGUUUCUUCUGCGACCUUGGCUUCAAAAUGGCGCGGAGAAAGUGAAAGAAUGGUUCGGUGUUUAUUUGAUCUGGCACGAGCUCAUGCUCCAAGUACCAUAUUUAUAGAUGAGAUAGAUUCUCUCUGCAAUUCUCGUGGGGCUUCUGGGGAACAUGAGUCAUCCAGAAGGGUGAAGUCUGAACUUCUAGUUCAAGUAGAUGGUGUCAAUGCUUCCUCAACCAAUGAAGACGGUACACGCAAGAUUGUGAUGGUUUUAGCAGCUACGAAUUUUCCUUGGGAUAUAGAUGAAGCACUGAGGAGACGGUUGGAGAAAAGAAUUUACAUCCCUUUACCUAAUUUUGAAAGUCGCAAGGAGCUGAUACGGAUAAAUUUGAAAACUGUACAGGUGGCUCCGGAUGUAGAUAUUGAUGAUGUUGCCCGUCGCACAGAGGGAUACAGUGGAGAUGAUCUAACAAAUGUCUGUCGUGAUGCUUCACUGAACGGCAUGAGGCGCAAGAUAGCAGGAAAGACGCGCGAUGAGAUCAAGAACAUGGCCAAGGACGAGAUUUCAAAUGAUCCGAUUGCAAUGUGCGACUUUCUAGAAGCCAUCACAAAGGUUCAGCCUAGUGUUUCAGCAGCUGACAUUGAGAAACAUGAGAAGUGGUUCGCCGAUUUUGGAUCAGCCUAACUGAGUCUUGUGUUAUAUUCGGUACAAUUCCUCCCGUUGUCUCUCCCCCUAGUAGGUUUUGGUGCUUCGUAUGCUUGGUUUUCGACAAUCACUCCGAGUUGGAGCAAACCAUACCUCCCGGAUUUUUAUUUCCUAGCAUGUAUUGAGUUGUUUGUGUAUGGUUGAGAUUUGAGAAGCUUCUCACAACGUUGUGUUCUUUGUAUUCUUAAAAUAUCUACAUAUGUUACAAAUCUUUAUUGUUCUUUUUA
Molecule: messenger RNA, 2049 nt
Organism: Salvia splendens (bonfire salvia)
Lineage: Eukaryota; Viridiplantae; Streptophyta; Magnoliopsida; Lamiales; Lamiaceae
Product: katanin p60 ATPase-containing subunit A1-like
Exons: 7
Coding region: 242-1801 (519 amino acids)
Biological process (GO): microtubule severing
Cellular component (GO): microtubule cytoskeleton
Molecular function (GO): ATP hydrolysis activity; microtubule binding; ATP binding
Source: RefSeq, a predicted model, not a curated record